Molecule: messenger RNA, 412 nt
Organism: Aspergillus aculeatinus CBS 121060
Lineage: Eukaryota; Fungi; Ascomycota; Eurotiomycetes; Eurotiales; Aspergillaceae
Exons: 2
Coding region: 37-327 (96 amino acids)
Source: RefSeq, a predicted model, not a curated record
AUUUUCCCGACCAACUACUCACAACUGAGUACAUAUAUGUACGGAGUACUCCGUACUACUAUGUGCAUACUUCCUGAAUCGCCACCAUACUUGUUAUACGCUAUCUAUCCAUUGCUACGGUGUCUCUUCCGUCCGCUUUCUGGUCCUAGCUACCAAGAAAAAGAACAAAAAAAAGAACAAAAAAGAAAAAGAAAAAAAAAAAAACCGAGCACCCCAAAUCUCAGUCGGAAGGUUCAAAAACUCUUGGUGCGUUUAACUAGUCUGAUACUCUGGUUGAUGAUGUCUCUCUGCUCCACUUGUCCAACCCAGACCCUGGAAGGUGGGUAAAGGUACAGUACUCCGUAUUGUUGGGGCCUCCAGGGUAGACAGAACGGAAUGGCGUAAUACCCCACUCUCAAGUGAACGGUCGGUU